Messenger RNA from Misgurnus anguillicaudatus (oriental weatherfish), 3287 nucleotides. NCBI's taxonomy places the organism in Eukaryota, Metazoa, Chordata, Actinopteri, Cypriniformes, Cobitidae. The record is from RefSeq and is a predicted model, not a curated record.
CCUGUCUUCACCUGAGGUUGUUCUGAGGAGGAAUCGCAUGUGGUUGCAGCGCAGUACACAGAAAGGAGGCAUCAGAGGCAGAACAACUGUAAAUCCUAUGGACACACAGGCAGGCUUAUGCUGACUUUUAUAUGAAGCAGUGAGUGGGAAACCUUCGACAGAACAAAGAUGAGUUAACUUAGCAGCCCGUGACUGCACUGUUGGAAGGACAGCGUGAUGUAGUGAAUCAGCGUCAAUUACGCAACAACAUUAUCUUCAGAAGAGUGAACCUAUAACAAUCUGCCUGGAUCUGAGGAGAACCUCAGCAUUCUUCACUUCCUAUAUUGAUCAUGGGGCGUCCCAAACAGCCUAUCUACAUGGUGGUGGUGCUUGGAAGCCUAAUAUCUGCCAUUUGGGGUUGGCCAUUCGGACCUCUGCUUGAUAUGGAUGUCACCCCUAGGAUAACUGUGCACAUCAAUGGGCUGCUGGGCUGUAAUCGGUUUCAUGGGGAUGCUGUGAACUACAGCUCACUGUUGCUGGAGGAUGCCUCAGGAUUUCUGUAUGUUGGAGCCAGAGAAGCCAUUUAUAAAAUGGACACCACCAACAUUUCUGCCACCAAUACCACAAUUUCUUUGGAGUGGGCAGCAUCUGCUGAACAGAAGAAACAGUGCCUGAGCAAAGGCAAAAACAAUAAGACAGAAUGUUACAAUCAUGUGCGUUUCCUGGACCGAUAUAAUGACACUCACCUGUACACCUGUGGGACUCAUGCAUUCAGACCACGCUGUGCUUACAUAGACGUGGCACGCUUCACUUUUGGACGAUUUGAGGAGGGAAAAGAGAAAUGUCCUUAUGACCCUACAAAAGGAUACACUGGAUUUAUAAUCGAUGGUGAGAUGUAUUCUGCCUCCCAGUAUGAGUUUCGUAGCAUCCCUGAUAUCAGACGCAACUUUCCCUUUCCCAACUUAAGAACGGAUGAUUCCCCAACAAGUUGGCUGCUGGAGGCGGAUUUUGUCGGCUCAGCGUUUUUGAGAGAAAGCGCCAACAGCUCUAUCGGGGACGAUGACAAACUCUACUUCUUCUUUACUGAAAAAAACGUGGAACCGACCGCUUACACCAGCCAGACCAAAGUGGCCCGGGUGGCCCGCGUAUGUAAGGGUGACAUUGGAGGUCAGAGGACUCUACAGAGAAAAUGGACGUCCUUUCUGAAGGCCAGACUGGUGUGUUCGAUUUCUGACUAUGAGCUUCAGCUAAACGUCCUACGCAGCGUUCACGUCGUCGAAGCUGCCGACAUUAACGACACCGUCUUUUAUGGCGUUUUUGGAUUUGAAUGGAGAAAUGUUAAAAUGUCCGCAGUGUGUCAGUAUUCCCUCAGAGAUGUCCAGGCAGCUUUUGAUGGACCUUACAUGGAGCUGCAGGACUCCAAAUGGAAGGAAUACACUGGGAACGUUCCAGAUCCGAGACCUGGUUCGUGUAUAACUGACCAGCAUCGAGGACUGCUCAUAAAUUCCUCUCGGGAUCUUCCCGACACCGUGCUGAAUUUUGCUCGAAAACACCCUUUAAUGUCCAGACAAAUACAGCCGGUUGGAGGACGGCCUCUUCUGUUCCAGAAAAGUGUAGAUUAUACCAAAAUUACUGUACAUCGGGUUAUGGGUUUGGAUGGACGCAUCUAUGACAUGCUCUUCAUUGGAACAGAUGAGGGCUGGUUACACAGGGCUGUAAAGAUCAGAGACCAUGUGCACAUUAUUGAUGAGCUUCAGCUGUUCGAGGAGAAACAACCAAUCAACAACCUGGUUAUAUCACAAAGACAGGAAAGUAUCUACGUGAGCGCCCCCUCUGGACUGGUGCAGGUACCGCUAUCAUCCUGCGAACGGUACACUUCUUGUUUUGACUGUGUGUUCGCAAGAGACCCGCUCUGUGGAUGGGAUGGAAGAGUGUGCGCAGAGGUAUCAUCCUAUCCUAACAGGUCCAGCCUUAUCCAGGAUGUACAGAUGGGAAGUAGAGGCUGUACAAAUAUUACAAGUGAUGGUUUUGUCACACACCGGACACGUGUGGUGAUGGCUGGAGAUGAUGUGCUCUUGCAGUGUGAGAUUCGUUCAAACCUGGCCUCUCCUCGAUGGACACUGAACGGUCAGCAGCUGCAAGGAUACGCCUUGGACUUCGGCUACCGCACCGGCACAGACGGCCUCCUCAUUAUUGGGGCCCAAGGACAGCAAAGUGGGCACUACCGCUGCUACGCGGUAGAAAAUGGCAUUUGGGUUCCCGUUCGCAGUUAUGUGGUCAAAGUGCAACCCGUGUCACCCCCCGCAUCACACCUGUCACAAAGCCCAACAGCUCUUCCUGAAAGUUUCUUUACCACUGCAACCGUACCGACUCCAAGCCAUUCCGGCGCUCCCGUCGAGCAGCUCCUUUCCCCCCCGCCUGCCCCUUUACCUUCUAGGCCAGAAUUUCAGACUUACAGUCACAUGGAAGCUAUGUAUAUUUCUCUAGUCGCUGUUCUCGGUGGGCUUUGUCUGGUUUUGACGGUGGUCCUGCUGUAUGUCAGCUUCAGCGCACGGAUUUCAAAUGCCAGAAAGUAUUCCCAGCAAGGGCUUUCUUUAGAAAGAAAAAGGAGCUCGCACUUUGAGCUCAAAACACUUUCGAGCCACUGCAACGGCAGAACGGAGGGACGGAGCAGAGCCGUGUCACGGGACGGGGAGUUUUUGCAGAUCGUGCCGGUAGACAUCCAGUCAUCGCCGAGCAAGGAGCCUCCGGUUGCCCCGCCUCUCCCGAUGCCCCCACCCCUGCCCUCUUCAGAGUACGCCAACGGACUUUCGUCCACGCUGCCCAGCAUGCUGAGAAAAAUGAAUGGGAACAGCUACAUGCUCCUGAAUCAGACUGACUCGGGGAUGACGUCGCCACUGUGCCACUCGUUCACAGAGGAACUCAACAGGAUCCUUGAAAAAAGGAAGCAUACGCAGCUGGAUGACAUCCAGCCAGAUGAGAGCUCGGUGUAGGCUCAUCUCAUGCCAUUACUAUAUCGCCCCCUUGUGGUGGGAAGUUUUGUAUAAAGAGCCACCAUCCCACCACUGAGGUUUGUGUAUUGUGAGGUUCUUCAUUGUAUUGCGACACACACCUACAGCUCAUUGACUCGGCACUUUUGAGAAUCGUCAGGUUUGGGAUCUUUGGUUUAUCAAACAAAAAUGUUUGACUGAGAGGUAUAGACUCCAGUAGACAUCAGUUGUAGCUAAUGACUCCAAGACUGUGGACCGAGCUGAAGUUUGAAGAACACUACAAGAUGGAUCUUAUAGUUUUAAAGGAUUAGUCCAUUU